This is a messenger RNA of Salmo salar (Atlantic salmon), 1451 nucleotides long. NCBI's taxonomy places the organism in Eukaryota, Metazoa, Chordata, Actinopteri, Salmoniformes, Salmonidae. The record is from RefSeq and is a predicted model, not a curated record.
UAGUGUAGUGGUUAUCACGUUCGCUUCACACGCCCCUUUUUGGAGUUUCAGGAAGUGGAAGAGAAGCAGGUGUCUGAGUGCUUGAGAGAGAAUAUCGUUUUUUUUGGAGGUCUAGUUGACUUAUGAGUUUGAAAGUUUGUGAGUGACUGUAGUGAAGUUUCUGUGAAACGUUUUUGCUAUUGUCCCCCAUCAGCGUGAGCUGUUUGGGGGAUAUUGCUUAAAAUAACCGGACGGACAACAUGGCUUCGACAUCAAGAAUACAAACGACGACGAGAAAGGACAACAGUGAAAUCAGAAUGUUAAACGAAGAACUGAAAAAAAGAACAUAUGAGAAGGAACUGACGGUGAACGUGGAAAUAAGUGGAGAAGGGAAAAUAACAACGAUGGAAUUGCUGAGAGGAAUAAAGGAAGUUUGCGGAACAAUACUGGGAUGUCGAAUGAAAGACGGGAAUAAGUAUGAAGUAACAAUGUCUCAUGUAAAUGGAAAAGAAAGACUAAUAGACGGGCUAAAGAUAAAGAACUGUCAAAUCAUGGCUAAAGAACUAGGGAACGAUGAGCUGGUGGUGUCCUUUUUGAACUUGCCCGCAUACAUUACGGAUGAGGAGAUAGAAGAGAAACUAAAAGGCUGGAAGGUGAAGGCGACCACGCCAAUCAAGAGGAGGAUGUGGCCAGGAACGGACAUUGUAGAUGGGACAAGAUUUUGCAAGGUAAAGUUUACAGACAAUGUGCAAUCCUUGCCAUAUUCUACUAAAUUUAACACUGUCGAGGGAUUUGAAUAUUUUCGUGUAAUCCACGACAAUCAAGUGAAGGUAUGUAGAUUAUGUAUUCAGCCGGGGCACAUACUUAAGGAAUGUCCGGAAUUCACAUGCCACAAAUGUAGUGAACAAGGGCAUUAUGCCAGAGAAUGUCGGAACAUAGGAAAUGUGUGCAAAAUGUGUGACAGACCUAAAGUUAGAUGUAGCUGUAAUAAGGGAGAAAAUCACUUACUUUUGCAAACAAUGGACCUCACGUCUGAGGAAGAGGGGAGUGUGCCUAUGGAGAGGGAGGAUGAGAGUGACAUGGAGAGUGUGACUCCAGAGACAGUGGCAGAUAAGCUUGAAGAGCCUGUAAUGUCUCCUGGCAAAGCACGAGACGCCGUUUUAGUCUCUGCUGCUGACAAGGUGGAACAGCAGCACAUGAUGGGUGAAAGACAUACACAGGUAGAGAUGGUGCAAGGUGCUUCUCAGGUGCCUGAGCCAGCUUUAAGCCUGUGUAAAAAUUACACCAAAGAGUGGGCUGGGUCCACUGAAGUCACGGGCACUGUUAAAGCGCACUUUUCAAAAGGCUUCCCCGCCGAUCCCCCAAAAAUCCAAAUAAAGAGACGGAUGAUGAAAUAGAUAGUGAGGAUCUUCAGUUGUUUGUAAAAAAUAAGAGGUCAUUGUCGAAAACCAGGGAGAUGAUGGGUUUUGGAA